This is a messenger RNA of Caenorhabditis auriculariae, 251 nucleotides long. NCBI's taxonomy places the organism in Eukaryota, Metazoa, Nematoda, Chromadorea, Rhabditida, Rhabditidae. The record is from the annotation of a GenBank genome assembly.
AUGGUCGGUAGCCACGCACUAAAUGUCGCGCAAAGCGAGGCGAUGAUUGGCGCGAUGCGGACCGCCCCGCUGGAAGUUAACGCUCAGACAAUGAUGGGCGGAGUCAAUUACAUGCCAAUUGGGUGGCGUUCACACGUCCUCGCGUGUAGCCUGAGCUGAGUUCCGGUUUGUCUUCGAUGGUCUUGGAGGAGUCGAGACGAGAUUGGACCAAGGGAGAAGCUCGUAGACAACUUGGAAAAGUCUGGGAAUGA